Messenger RNA from Cloeon dipterum, 2198 nucleotides. Its product is annotated as cilia- and flagella-associated protein 45-like. The record is from RefSeq and is a predicted model, not a curated record. The transcript has 8 exons. NCBI's taxonomy places the organism in Eukaryota, Metazoa, Arthropoda, Insecta, Ephemeroptera, Baetidae. Bases 151 to 1479 code for a protein of 442 amino acids.
UGGCGCGAAAGGAAGAAAACUUUUGAUGAUAGAAUUAGUGUGUAUUGCUGUAAGUUGUUGCCAUAGUGACGACGAAAAGGUGUUUUAAAUCACGCAAAACGUCUAGUUUCACCUUAACUUACCAUCCUUUGUGUAAAAUAUUUUCUGAUAAUGAUGAGGUUAAAGCCAACGCAACAAAAAGUUAUAUGCCUCACAAAAAAUGAGAUUUUGAGGCUUCACAGAGGGUUGAACAACGAAAAAUUAAAAAAUGAGAGAGAUUUCGAAACUGAAGGAGAGCCGAAACAAAUUUUGCAGUGGCCAGAGAAAAAGCCACAAAAGAAAUCCAGCAAUCCAGAAAAUAUUGAGGCACAAAUUGAAGCAAAUCACUAUUUAGCCAGAGCAAGGCAAAUGCAGUUGGAACAAGAGGACGAUAUCAAGAGGGCAAACAAAAUUAUUCUGGCCACGAAAUGUCAAGCCAUACGUGACGCUCAAAUGGCUGAAAAGGAGCAAAUGAUGAAAAGGCAGAAAGCCGAAGAAGAGAGAAUGGAUAGAAUGAUGGAGGAGGAAAGAGUCAAGGGUCUGCAAAUCCAGGCGAAAAAAAGCGAGGGCAAGCAAAUUCAGCGCAGCCACUAUGUGCAAAAUCUAGUGCAGCAAAUUAACGAGAACGAGACGAAAAAGAUGACGGAGCACGAGAGAUACCUAAAAGAGAGUAAAAAACUGCAAGAAAUGCACAAACGACUAGAUAUUCGAGAAGCAGAGGAAAAGAAGAAAAAAGCUGAAGAGCAGUUGAAAAUUAGAAAGGAACUAAACAAAAUGAACGAAACUAUAAAACACAGACACCAGUUAGAAAUCGUGGAGGAAAAAUUGGCAAACUUAAGAAUUCAACAGUACAUGCAGGAAAAGGCGGCACGACAGGCAGAACGGGAAGAGAAAAAGCGGAGGGCGAAAAUUGCCCAGGAGCUGGAGAUUGCUAGGCUGCACGCCUGCCAGGUUAGGCAACAGGAGGUGCAGGCGAAAGCUGUCGCGGAGGUGGUGGAGCGCAAACAGGAGAUGGCCGCCAGAGCUUGGAGGCUGAAGGAAUUGGAGUCGGCAAAAAUGAAAAUGAAACUGAAGAGAGACCUGCGCGAGGCACGCACAAAGCAGGCCGAGGAGAAAAAGAGGCUGAAAGAAUUGGAAAUGGAGCGCGAGGCGAAGGAAGUGAAUGAUUUGAUGAAAAAGAUCGAAGAAGACAAGAAGGCGCAAGAGGAGGAAAAGCAGAAGCACGAAAUGGAAAUGCUGAAAUACAGAAAGGCGCUGCAAGAGCAAAUGUUGGAGAAGAAGAAACGAAUGGAGAUGUUGCGCGAACAAAAACAAUUGGAGGCGCAAAUGGAAGCAGAGAGGAAGCUGGAAAAGGAGUUGGAGCUCAAACGAGUGUGUGAUAUGAAACUCAAGGAUCUGAAGAUGCAAAAAGUUCCGGAGAAAUACGUCAUUUGUGUCAAGAACCAACUUGGUUUGAAGUAAAAUUAUUAUAUUAAGGAAGGAAAAUUUAUUCGAUCCAAUUAUAAUUUUUAGCAGGGUUCGACACAGGUUUUUUAGCAACUUCAAUGAUAUAUUAUAGCAAGUUUAUUGAACUUCAAUUGUUUUCUUUUGGAUAUGGUUUUGUUUCUAAGCAUAUUUUUUUGGCCGCGCUUGUCAAAAUUACUCUGGUCAUCAUUAUUUUAAAUUAAGUGUAUACAAAUCUUCUCUAGAUAUUAAGUCAAAUUUCGGAUUACAGCCCAUUUGGGACGAUCUCGAUUUAAUACUGGAUAGUUUAAUAUCAGCGGUGUAAAAAAUAUAAGAGAUGCAAAAAUGCAGCAUUGUACGCCGACUCAUUAUAAUUACUGUUGAAUUUGUGUGACGCCCUUUUACGUGGCUUGAGCUAACUUGAAAUUAAAUUAAAAUGAACUAAUUUAAGAUAUGCACAUCAUAAUUGAAUUGAAACACGAAAAGGCAAUGUGUCACAGGAGCUGCACGAAACUCCGGAAAUUCCUAAAAUACUUGCGGCUGUUGAUCUUAAGUGCUUUUUGGAAAAACAAUUUUCACACUUUGUAAACACCAAAAAGCUAUAGGAUCUUUUCAUCAAAUAAUUAAUUAGAUUUUUGAGAAAAUUUCCUUACAAAAAUGCCCAUAAUUGAGUCUGUUUUAGCACAUGGUUAGUUGCUUUUAAAAUGUUCUCAAAUUGUAGAUUAGGAAGAAUCGAA